Cadophora gregata is the source of this 771-nucleotide messenger RNA. It is a transcript of the gene BET5, whose product is annotated as TRAPP subunit bet5. Lineage: Eukaryota; Fungi; Ascomycota; Leotiomycetes; Helotiales; Ploettnerulaceae. Gene Ontology annotation, cellular component: TRAPP complex. The transcript has 3 exons. The record is from RefSeq and is a predicted model, not a curated record. Gene Ontology annotation, biological process: endoplasmic reticulum to Golgi vesicle-mediated transport. The coding region runs from base 69 to 629 and encodes 186 amino acids.
CCUUGUCUCGAGCCUUGUUUGUGCUUCUGGAGCGAGGCAAGGCCAGCAAUCAACAACCAUCCGUCACGAUGGUCGUUUACAGCUUCUACAUCUUCGACCGGCAUACGGAAUGCAUCUACUCCCGCCUGUGGGCACGGCAGCCCGAACGCCCCCUCUCCUCCUCCGGCGGACGACCUAUCUCAACGUCCAGCUCAACCUCCAACACCACAACCCUCGUUCCCCAAUCGCAGAAUUCCACAACCGGCGCCGCAGAUCCAAAUCUUGGACCAGCGCGCGCGCGGCCAACACGGCUCUCAGCACAAGAUGACGCAAAGCUCAUCUUCGGCACGAUCUUCUCACUGCGGAAUAUGGUGCGCAAGCUCGGCGGUCCAGACGAUAGCUUCAUCAGCUAUAGGACGGGACAAUAUAAGCUGCAUUACUACGAGACGCCGACGAGUAUCAAGUUUGUGAUGUUGACCGAUACGCAAACGCUGAAUAUGAGGAAUGUGCUGCAUCAGAUAUACGUCAAUCUCUAUGUGGAAUUUGUGGUGAAGAAUCCUUUAAGUCCGGUUGAACAUCCUGGGGGCGUUGGCGUUGCGAAUGAGCUGUUUGAACUGGCGCUUGACCAGUUUGUUAAAGGGGUUCUGUGAACUGAGCAUGAUCAAACUUGCAGAAAUGAUCAUGCUCAAAGUUAGGGCAAUGGUAAUGGAGAAAGAGAACAUAUCACGGCGUUCAGGGGAGCAUUACAGGCGUUACGGAUUAUUCAGAACAUGGAUCAAAUACCAAUGCUAG